UCACGACUGUUAAUUCAUUUAGCCGACGUCUUCAGGUGACACAUACCAUUUAAGUGAGGAGGAGAAUAAAUACUACUGAACCUCCUAAAUAUUCUCAGUGUGCAGUUUUUCCAAGAUAAAACUUUUACCAUGAAAACUGCUUACAAAUAUCCAGAUGGGAGCGAGUACAAUGGAGAAUGGUCGGAGGAUGGUCAGCGUCAAGGUUACGGUCACAUGAAAUUUCCAGAUGGUGCACAGUAUUAUGGAAUGUUUGUUAAUGGACUAUGUGAGGGGCUUGGUGUCAUGGUGUUUUCAGAUAAUUCAAGGUAUGAAGGAGAGUUUCAGCAAGGAAAGUUCAGUGGCAUGGGAGCCUUUCUUAGGUGUGAUGGGAUGAAAUUUGAAGGUGAAUUUCAGGAGGGCAAGAUCCGUGGCCAAGGCAUUGUGACUUUUCCGGAUGGAACACAUGGUCUCCCAAGAAAUGAAGGUUACUUUGACGGGAACAAAAUGUUGAGACGAGAGAAAUGCAUGGCAGCUAUUCAGAAAGCCAAGCAAAUUGCUGAUAGUGCUAAAAGUCAAAGGUCAUAGGCAUUUGACAAUAUUAUGCUGUGGUGCUAAAUUUUCAAGGUGACAUGAAAAAGAGUUUUUUUACAAUGAAUUCCAUGUACUUCCUUUUAACCAUCAACGCAUGUUCAGUACUGAACAAUUGAUUGUUACUGGUCACUUAAGGAUAGAUUAGUGAUGUCACAGUGAAACUUGUUUCCAAGAGUAUCCCAUACAUCUGAGUAGAUGAUGUAACUUGCUCUUAUCCAUUUAUUCAAUAGUCUAUUCUAUUUCACAAAUUCAUAUCUUUGAAGAUGCUCUCAAAUAAUGUCGAACCAGGGCAAAGAAGUUGCAAAUGGCAAGAUUUCAGAAUAUAAUCAACAGGAAAGCUGGAUUAGAGUUUAAAAUCAGUGACCAACAAAGUAUCAUUUACAGAUUACAGUACUUCCCAUAUUUUACAAAACUUACAGGUUGUCUCGCUUUUAUCUGUAUAAAGCAUAAUAUUGUCGUACUUUUUACUUACCGAUAAGUGUUGAUUUAUGUAUGUUUUUUGUGGAGUAUUUUUGGAAAUAUAUUUGUUUUAUUCCAUAGUUAAGGACAAAUACAUUCCAAAAGAUAGGUAGUGGUUGUAUGGAUAUAGUUUUACAUUUUUGUUGGAAUGCUCGUUUACAGAAAAAAAUUAUAAAUAAGAUGUACACUCAUACAUAUCUUGAUGGAAUAUUUGCACUAAAACUUAAACAUUCCACUUUUAUUUUAAAGGAGUUACUUUUUACAUUAAAAUUGUGACUGUUGUCUAAGUAACUAUACAUGUAUAUAAUAUAUUGUAUAGUGUACACAACUUAUUUUGCUUGCAUUCUACUGGAAGCUUUUUACAUUUGUGGGUGAACCAAACUUGUGAUAUCAUUCAUAACUUAAUUGGCAUGCAGGUUGAACAGGGGAAGAAUUAAGGAUCUCUCACCAUUAUGUAGAUGAACAACACUAAUACUGUUAUCAGUCUGACUGCAUGUUUGACAAAAUUUCUCUCAAAUAACUUUUAAAUACAAAAGAAAGAGAAACCUACAGUCAAGACAUUUGACCAAUAACAUGUGCUUUACUACUGUACUUGUAUAAUAUCUUCUGUUUAAAAAUAUUUCAAAUUACUGCCGCAGUGUAAAAAAAAAAAGAUAUUUUCUUUUAUUUGUUUUUAUAUGACACUUUCUAUGUGACAACUUUAUUUACAUGUCACUGUCCAAUAUUUAUUAUUUACACGUAAACAUAAUUUAUGUACCUUACAAUACAAACACUUUGUCAUUGAAAUAGCAGGAAUGUCAGUUAAUGUAGAGCAAAGUAUUGCCUCAUGGAAAUAAAUAUGUUAUGUGUGAAUAUAUAGUGUCGCUAUGUAUAUUUCCCUUGUGUAAAAGCAGAAACUUAAUCCUUAUAUACUACAUUGUACUAAUAUUGUUUAAUAAAGAAAGUGAAAAUAAUUAA
This is a messenger RNA of Ylistrum balloti, 1986 nucleotides long. Its product is annotated as MORN repeat-containing protein 4-like. The record is from RefSeq and is a predicted model, not a curated record. NCBI's taxonomy places the organism in Eukaryota, Metazoa, Mollusca, Bivalvia, Pectinida, Pectinidae. The transcript is spliced from 4 exons. The coding region runs from base 130 to 564 and encodes 144 amino acids.